AUGACGGAGUGGACACUCCUCAAACGUCUCCUGGACGCCGUCCACCAGCACUCCACCAUGAUUGGACGCCUCUGGCUCACCGUCAUGGUGAUCUUUCGCCUCCUCAUCAUUGCCGUGGCGACUGAGGACGUGUACGCCGAUGAGCAGGAGAUGUUUGUGUGCAACACCCUGCAGCCGGGCUGCGCCACAGUCUGCUAUGAUGCCUUCGCGCCCAUCUCACAGCCGCGCUUCUGGGUCUUCCACAUCAUCAGCGUCUCGACUCCGUCUCUCUGUUUUAUCAUAUAUACGUGGCAUAAUCUGUCGAAGCUGCCGCAGGGACACAGCGGGCAGGGCCAGGAGGUUAACCCAAGGGACUUGUCUCGAGACGGGGGGAAGGAUGGAGGUCGAGAGGCAUUCAACCGGAGCUGUGACUCGGAUAGCUGCUCCAUCCGUUCACACCGGCACUUGGGUCACAGCUUGGCCAAUGUCUUGGAGGGAAUCACUGCCCAGAGUCAGAGCCUCCUAAAGGGAGCUGCCACCACUACAGCCACCACCGCCACGUCUCUAACCAAGGCCAGGGCUCGCGUCUACAGAAAUAGCCACUACGAUGCACCGGGGGGUCCUGGAGGUGGAGGAGGAACCGGAGGCGUCCUCUCCAAGUACUACGUGUUCCAUGUGUGUUUCCGGGCGCUGCUGGAGGUGGGCUUUGUCAUGGCUCAGUGGUUCCUCUUCGGCUUCCGAGUGCCCGUCCACUUUUUGUGCAAGGCCCCACCCUGCACGCAGCCCGUGGACUGCUACGUGUCACGGCCCACAGAGAAAACCAUCUUCCUCCUCUUCAUGUUCUGCGUGGGGCUCUUCUGCAUCCUCCUCAACCUUCUGGAGCUUCAUCAUCUGGGAUGGAAGAAGAUCAGACACUCAGUGAGGCUCAGGGAGGGAGGAUCAUGGGGGAAUUAUGGGGUAGAGAAAGGGGGGCAGGAAACCUUUGAGACUUUCUCUCCUGACAGCCCCUCGCUGAUGUCGUCUCUGGGCCUUAGGGGUGUCACCAGUACGACGUUGCUACCGAACUUGGAUCUGGUAGUCGACCACCGGCCUGACUGGACCUGUGCUGGGAACUGUUCCCCAUUUAAUAAGGAGCCUGAAGCUGGUAUAGAGACAGAGCUGCAGCUUCCCAACAACCAGGAUCUCCAGAGAGGAGAGACACAGCUUCUGAAGAGCAAAGGGAAGGGCUGGAAAUCCAAGCUGCGCAGUACGGAGGUCUGGAUAUGA
Oncorhynchus mykiss (rainbow trout) is the source of this 1245-nucleotide messenger RNA. The record is from RefSeq and is a predicted model, not a curated record. NCBI's taxonomy places the organism in Eukaryota, Metazoa, Chordata, Actinopteri, Salmoniformes, Salmonidae.